Oikopleura dioica is the source of this 678-nucleotide messenger RNA. The record is from the annotation of a GenBank genome assembly. NCBI's taxonomy places the organism in Eukaryota, Metazoa, Chordata, Appendicularia, Copelata, Oikopleuridae.
AUGCAAAACAUUACUGGUUUGCUGUACAGUGGGGCGGAUACUCCAGCUGAACUGUUCGACUCGUACCAUAAUGGAAUCCUUCCGCUUUCUCAAUUUAUCAAGUCUGAGUUCACAGCGAAAAAGAUUCCCGACGAGAAGAAGCGCGCGGAUAUGAUGAAUUCGUUCAUCCAUUUAGUUCCCUACACAGAUCUUUUGAAGAACACCAGCGUCUACAAUUUUAUAGAAGAAACGAGCUCCGACUUCCACGUUUAUGCCUGCCGCGUCGGCCCGGAAGAUUGUUCAAAACAGUGGAAAAGCGCGCAUUUCCAAGAAGGAAAAUGCAAAGUCUUCAAUCCGAUGAUAAACGUCUCCACUUUGAACAUUGUUGUCGGCUACGAAGGUGACGACUGGGGCCCUGGAUGGACGAACUUCAUGGAAGGGUUGUCGAUGUUCUAUACUGCAAACUAUCAGAAAAUUCUGAACUUUCGAAAAAGCCUUCAAGUGACUUCGAAAUCGAUUCCGAUUGUAAAACUGGUGCAACAGAAGAAACAAAUGCUCGGUGCUCCUUAUUCUAUCUGCAGACAUCAGAAUGAAGGACGCUUGAAAUUCCUGCCAGAGAAUACGACCUACACUGAAAAACACUGCAUUUUUGAGUGCAAAAUUCAGAUGGCCAAGUUAAAAAUCUCACUCUUGACUUAA